ACUGUAGAACUAGAGGACAGUUUAAUGCAUUUUCAUAUCACUUUCGAGGAAGACGUUCUCUUGAUUACAGCUUUCAGGAGGACAAGCCCUUGAAGAAAAUGAAAAUGUCCAAAGCAGUAAGUUCUAUGAAACAGAGUAAAUACUUUCAUAACGCCACAUCAGCAUCUAAUGAAAAUACAAACACGCCCGCAGUGAAUGACUUCAAAGAGUUUGUUUUGGAAAUGCAAAAAACUAUUUCAAGCCUCAGAAACCAGAUAAAAAAACUUGAAUCACGCCUCAGUAAAACUGAUUGCACUGAUGAAAAGGGUAAAUCAUAUUCUAGCAAUGAAACCUGGAAAAGGGACCCUUGCACUGUGUGUGAAUGCAAGGUCGGUCAGAUUACCUGUUUUGUAGAAUCCUGCCCGCCAGCUGACUGCGAAGCGCCUGUGAAGGUUAAAGGAGAUUGCUGUCCAGUCUGCUUAAAACAAAAUAUUAAUAAAAAGAAGCCAUAAGUCUGCUUUUUAAGAAUUUAGGGUGCGCCCUCCUCAAAUCAUAUCAAUGCCUGCUGAUGGCAAAAACAGGUAACUACAGUCUUAGCAGUGGCAAGAAAACAAGAUUUACAAUAUUCUAAUGGUGCUGUAGCAGUAUAACGUUUUAUUUUCUGCCCAUGAAGGUAAUCACAAUGCAAAAAUUAAUGAAAGGGAAAUUAGCAAACAGGACAAAGUUAAUUGUGUGUUAAACUUCUC
Messenger RNA from Apaloderma vittatum (bar-tailed trogon), 725 nucleotides. Its product is annotated as peroxidasin homolog. Gene Ontology annotation, molecular function: protein binding. The transcript is spliced from 4 exons. Lineage: Eukaryota; Metazoa; Chordata; Aves; Trogoniformes; Trogonidae. The record is from RefSeq and is a predicted model, not a curated record. The annotation marks the transcript as partial.